Messenger RNA from Cryptomeria japonica (Japanese cedar), 1789 nucleotides. RefSeq names its product Holliday junction resolvase MOC1, chloroplastic. The coding region runs from base 394 to 1281 and encodes 295 amino acids. NCBI's taxonomy places the organism in Eukaryota, Viridiplantae, Streptophyta, Pinopsida, Cupressales, Cupressaceae. The transcript has 6 exons. The record is from RefSeq and is a predicted model, not a curated record. Gene Ontology annotation, molecular function: crossover junction DNA endonuclease activity.
UAUUAGACUACUACAAAUACACCAUAAGACUGGUGGCACUGGUUAAAUAUCUGUAAAACUAUUUAUUUUUAAAAGUACAAGACCCGAAAAUAACAGUAUUGGAGGGAAAAGGGUUUGGGAUCUACUCCCCGCUUGUACUUACUGCUUAUUUGUCUUCCUGGUGCUCACAGUUUCAGAUUGAGAAGUCGAAGCUUGAAACCAUAUGCACACAUAUUUGCUUAAGUUUUCUCGCAAAAGCAUUGCAGGGAGAGGGGCUGUGAGUGCUUCUUAUUGUGUGCAAUCAAACAAAUUUGUGAUGCAGCUUCUUAAUAAGAUAUCUGACCGUAUAUUUCUGAUAGCUCGGCGGUUGUUACAUGAAAUUUGAACAAUCUGUGAUGAUUUUGAAAUUUUAGUAUGCAUUUCCAAUCCGUUUCUGCUCAGCAAGCUUACAUAUGCACUUAUCCCAUGAGGUCCUGUCUUGGCUUUAGACCCGCCAUUGCUCGCCUGUUUCAACCUCAAGCUUACUGCCAAGCCCAUCACCUAAUUGUCCGAAACCUCAAAACAAUCACUGAAAUAGACGAACAGAAGAAGACUGAAAAAAAGCUCCGUAAACCCCUUACACAAAAGGUCCUGCGCCAGGAAGCUUCCCAAAAAUGGCUCUCUUCGCUUUCCUCUGUCGAAUGUGAUAUGACCGCGGGCGUAAAAGCAGAAGAAUUGGCCACUGGGCUUGAGCUCUGUGCUUCUGCCGAUGAUCUGUUUCAGAGCGAAGAGGUAGCAAAUGGUAAUGGUGCAGCAAAUGCUUGGGUAUUGGGCAUAGACCCUGACAAUGGUGGUGCUCUCGCUGUUCUCAGAACGGGAGAUUCUGCUGCCCAGGUUUAUGAUGCUCCUACUGUGCAAGUAUGUAUUGGCAAGAGAUUUCGUAGACGUCUUGAUACUAGAUCUAUUGUUUCACUUCUAUGUGGUUUGGGGGUUCCAAAAGGAAGUUCUGCAUACAUAGAACAAGCUAUACCUUUUCCAGGAGAUGGCAAACAGGGGUGGUGGAGUAAUGGAUUUGGUUAUGGAUUAUGGAUUGGCAUUCUUGUUUCCUUCGGAUUCUCUGUCAUUCCAAUACCGUCAAUAGUUUGGAAGAAGCACUUUGACUUGGUAGGAAAAACAACUUGUAAGGAUGACAGCAGGUUUAUUGCGUGUAAUUUAUUUCCCUAUCUAUCUCCUCAAUUGAAGAGAAAGAAAGAUCAUGGUCGAGCAGAAGCUCUUCUUCUUGCUACAUAUGGUAGGGAGGUGAUGAAAACGUCUAGUAGAUGAUUAGAGUCAUUGACAAUAUACGUGAAGUCAUUUUAAUUACUAAAUUGUUUUUCAUAUAGCAAUCAAGGGAAUAGAAAUUUCCAUGAUGUUGGUACUACUUCUUGAAUCAAUAUUUGGGAGAGUAUUAGGAUUGGAAAGAAAUUAGUUAAGUUCUCUAAUGAUUAAUAGGAUGUUUAAGAAAAUAUAAUUAUUGAUGUCAUCCACAAAUAUGUUUGUUAAUUUAUUCUAAAAAUAUAAGUUUGAAUAGGUCUUAAAUGAGGAUUGAAUUUUUUUCCAAAAUGUUUAUUGUGCUCUACUUUAGAAUGGAAUCUACUCUUCAAUAUUUUGUUGCAACUUUAUUUCAUUAAUUGAGGUUGACAAGCCAAUAUACAAGGUAUUGGCAAAGUGUAAAUCAUAGUGCCUUUUGUGAGACUAAUUAAACUAGGUGGAGAUAUUCAAAGCAUUGCACAAUAUUAUAUAUGUUGAAUUCUACUAUCAUUGAUAGUAUAAUUAAUGGUUGUUAUAAUCA